UCCAAGACUUUUCACUGCAUGUACAAAACUGCUGUUCACUGUUCUGGCUGCACCUCCCUGCCUGGUGAAUUCAGAAUCUAUACUCCGUUCAAUGAUAGUAUCCUGCCUGACGAUACUGUAGGUUUCGUCGUCGCAAAGGCGCAUCUGGCGUCUGCCGUGUCUCAGGAGAUGAUCUUGCUGGAGGUCUCACAGUUUCUUGUCUUUCCCGGAGAGCCCUCUUCUGAUCUCUACGAGCAUUCUCUUCCCGACUACCCUGUUUCAUUUGUGGUUGGUCUAGGGCUCAAAGUUUCGCCUUGCUAUCGGGCGAUGUUUCCAAGGAUUAUGUUAGAGACAGCCGCAAGACCUCUGUCGUUCAGUAAGUGCGGUCGUCUUUACUCGCGUGGGUGCUGUGUUCCUGCUUCUCGGGCGUAG
Pisolithus orientalis is the source of this 411-nucleotide messenger RNA. RefSeq lists its product as uncharacterized. Lineage: Eukaryota; Fungi; Basidiomycota; Agaricomycetes; Boletales; Pisolithaceae. The transcript has a single exon. The record is from RefSeq and is a predicted model, not a curated record. The annotation marks the transcript as partial.